Messenger RNA from Odontomachus brunneus, 2151 nucleotides. RefSeq lists its product as uncharacterized. The record is from RefSeq and is a predicted model, not a curated record. The transcript is spliced from 2 exons. NCBI's taxonomy places the organism in Eukaryota, Metazoa, Arthropoda, Insecta, Hymenoptera, Formicidae. Bases 254 to 871 code for a protein of 205 amino acids.
UCAACAAUUCCUAAGCACACGCAGGAAGUAUGUAUUGCGGGCAUGUUAUUAGUGUGAUCUGUAUCGUUGCUGAGUUAAUAUCUCGUAUUGUGUAUACAGAAUUUUGAUUUCGCCAAGGUGCCCAGCAGUGUUUCGCACAUUCUUUCUAAAGAAUUCUUAGAAACAUAUAAUUCUAAAGAAUUCUUAGUACAUUCUUUCUUUCUGUCGUAUAAAUAAAGCACUGGUUAAACGUUACAUACGCCGACAUAAAGUAAUGAUAAGACGUCUUCAGUAUCAACGAGAAAAGGUUCGUCGAUAUGACGAUCUGUUCUUCCAUCCGCUCAUUUGUCACGUUUGCAAGCGGUUGAAUGAUGGGAACACAUUUCUUUGUGGUUGUGGCGUAAUCUCUUACUGCUGUGAAGAGCACAUGACGAUGGACCGAGAACAAUCCGACGAUAACGUCGGUCAUGGCGAGAUCUGCGACGUUAUAAAGCAACUGAUGGACAAAAAGUUAAUGCGAGGAUUUUCUGGCGGAACCAUUUAUGAGUGGGACAAUUGCAAAAAUAACUACAUGAGAUUGAUCAAGAAUAACCUACUUCGUGAGCUGACGCGACAUGAAAAACUGAUGAUAUCGUACAUAAGAGCGUGCCUCAUCUGCUAUAAAGAGACAGAUCUUAAGCCUUGUAAAUCGUGUUUCUGCGUUGAUUAUUGCGAGGCUCAUUGCAUUAAAGACGACCACCCGUGCGACGAGCUGAAGGCAUGGCUCUACUUUGAAAUACAAGCUAUCAGCAUAAAUUCAGUUCCCGAAUGGCUAACAUUUCAUGACUUUCCUGACAGAGGCGUUGUAGAUGAUAUGCAAUCAUUUUAUAAAACCGGCAAGGAAUAUGGAUAGAAAUAAUUUAUCAUCGUGGGAAAUUUUUUUACACAUCUUCAAGAAACCGACGAAAUUAGUCGUUAUAUUGAUAGGGAUGGGGCUAACAUCAGAAUUCGAGAACAACUGCGGCAUACUUCAAACUUGUUGGGAGAAAUGCAUGUCUUUGGGACACCAACUUUAUUUUAGUUGUCAUCGUAUGUUAUAUUAUGACUAUGCGAAAAGUGUGUUAUUUACGGCACCAAACGUGAUUAUAGGAUUUCAACUAGAGAGGAGUUUUGAUUAUGUGGACUCAUGGGUGCAAUUUUUAACAUCGCUCAAGGAUCCACUUUGCCCGGUAAUUAUAACGACUAAGUCGAGAAGUAGCUCACUGAAGUUCAUAAAUUAUAUAAAAAGUUCUCUGUCUGAAACUGUAAAACCUAUUAUUGAGAGAUUAAAUAAAUUUAAGUCUUUGAGGCCACAGAGAGAUAAUAGGACUGGUAAUCUUUUUUAUCUUAACGAAUAUAUAGUUAUUUAUGUGAAUUUAAAUAUUCCGCUUUCUAUGGAUAAAUGUAUUCAGGCAUAAUUGUAUUAUUGCUUUCGUAGCAUUUUAUUAUGAAUGAUAGAUGUCGAUAUUUUAUGAUAACGCUUGUCGGAGAUUGCCGAAGAUCCACGUCCGUUGAAGUACGUUUCCAACUUUUCAGCGCGUCCAGAAUCCAAACUCUCUUUCUGCAAUUUAUACAUUUGUUAACUUGUACGACGGAUUGCACACCGGCGAUAAUCGAUUGUAACAGUAGUCGAAGUGACAUAAUACAUUGUAAAUAUCGGCUUUUCAUUACACUCUUAUCCGACUGCUUUUCUUGAAUUCUCAGUUGCAGUUGCGAUACUUCAUUUAAUUGUCUCAUUUUACCAGAGAAAAGUGUCGUGCGUAUGACAGUGCUUGAACGAAACCAAAUGCGAUUAUAAAAUAUCACGUGUAACUUAAUAAUGGGCAGACACGGCUGCGAUUUGUAGUAGUAGUAGUAAAGAUGUCAUAUUAGUGACACUGCCAGUUAGUUUUAAUAGCUAAAUCGUAAGUUAAAUUAUAAGGAUAGAUAAACAACAUGUUCAGAAUCUGUUUGAUAAAAUAUUUAAUUUUAGCGCUCGUAAAUCAUUAAAAAACUACGAUAUAACCUUUUUCAUUGUAAUAAAUAUUUUAUUGUUUAUAAAGAUUAAUAUGACGUAAGUCGGUCAAUCGACGAUAGUAGCAGUUCUACUGCAUGAUUAUAUCAUUAUGUUAAUAAUAUAUUUAUAAAAUUAUAAUAAAAUUAUUAUAAAAACAA